CCCAGUUUGAGAGCAUCGCUGACUGGGCUCCUCCUUCACCCCACACUGCUGUAACAGCCUGCAGUGAUGAGAUCCGCACUCUGGAGGCUCAGGCUGAUCCAUCAGGUUCUGCUCUGAAGCUGCACUGAGCUCCAGCCAUCCUCCACCAUGCUCUGCAGGACCCUGACUCUGAGGGCAGCUGGCUGCUUAUCUGUGGUUCUGCUGGUUCUGGCUCUUUCUGAAGCUGAAGGAGGAGAGGAGCUGCAGCAGGACAGGUGGAAGGUCCAGAGGAGAAACAGGACCAGAAUAAACUGGACCAGAAUACAGAUAGAUGUAAAUGGGCCAAAUGUGUGCGAUGCUAAAUGCUGCCCUGGAUGGACAGUUCAGCUGAAGACAAAGCAGUGCACUAAACCGAGGUGUCUCCCUCGGUGUCAUAACAGAGCAGUGUGCCGGCAGCCCAAUAUCUGUCAGUGUCGUCCAGGUUUCCACGGUGAUCGCUGUGAGAUCUCCAGCAUCACUGCAGCCCCCAGCGUGUGGCUUUGGAAGCAGCCUAGCUGGACUAGUGCUCCCCCGGCUACUGUAACAUCCCCCGUUACUACAGUAACACCUGUAACAUCACCUGUUACUACAGUUACUACCAAUACACCUGAUACUACUGUUAAUACUGUCACACCUGUUACUGCUGUCACUCCUCUGAUCAUCACUGAGGGCCUUUGGAGCAGCUUAAACACCUCAGCGUCUGAUCCAAAGAAGAAAUACUCAUUACACUGGCAGUCUCACAGUCUGAAGGAGGCCCAGGCGGUGCUGCUAAAGAAAGCUCUGGCCCGGGGAGUUGGAGGCAGUAAAAUCACCAGUGUUCUGCUGAAACACAUCGAGACUGAGAGGAACAGACUGCAGUCCACUCCCAACACCGCCCACACCUCUCCACAGCCCAGCACCAAGUCCUUCCACACCCAGCAUGGCCAGUACACACUCAUAUACACCCCAGCUGCUGCUCAGACGGCCAGCAGUCAGACGCCCAACGGUCAGCGGACGUUUGGACUCCUCGGAAGCUCAGAGCGGAUCAAAGUGCUCUUCACUCCCACCAUCUGCAGGCUGCGAUGCACCCAGAACCGCUGCACCAACUACUGCGAGCGCGGGAACAUCACCACCGUGUACAACAGCGAACAGCAGGGGGCACAGGGGGCACCAUCACCUGGAUUCAGACUGUUCUUGUGUCCGAUGCUGUGUAAGAAUGGAGGAGUGUGUAUUCAGAAGGACCGGUGCCUCUGUCCCCCGAACUUCACCGGAAAGUUCUGCCACAUUCCUGUCUCCUCCGCUGCCUCUACCAAUGAAAUCGAGAAGCCAAUCUCUAGCUCCUCAGUUGUGACCAAUCAGGGACUGACAGAGUCGGAGUACAUCCUGCCUUUACAGAGUCCACAGCUACAAGCUAGAGGUUCCCCAAUGGUGAAGGUGCGAGUGCAGCAUCCUCCUGAGGCCAGUGUGAAGAUCCACCAGGUGCUGAAGGUGGGUUCCGGCCCCACUGUGCACGAGCGCUCGGAGACAGUCACCUGGUCCGCCGGACUCUCCGGAUCCCGAAGCGGCAUCAUUCUCCCAGGGGAAAGAGCAGAGGCCCCGCCCCCUCGCGCUCAGGCCACAUCUUUCAGAGGCCAGGCUCCACCCCCUCGCAUCCAGGCCCAGACCAUACGAGGGGAUUUCACCUAUACAGAGACAUCCGGCUUCAAAUACUGCUUCAGAGAGGUUCGCAACGGACAGUGCAGUUCCCCAAUGCCGGGUCUGCGGAGUCAGGAGACGUGCUGUAGGGGGGACGGUCUGGCCUGGGGAAUUAAUGAAUGCACACUGUGUCCACCUUCAUCAGGAAGUAGAGGACGGGGUGAGGGACACUGUCCAAAAGGUUUUGAGAGGGUCAACGGCACGCAGUGUGUGGAUGUAAACGAGUGUGAGCAGCCGGGUUUCUGUCAGAACGGGAACUGUGUGAACACCCGCGGGAGCUACAGCUGCGUGUGCAGGCAGGGUUUCCUACUGGACGCCUCACACGGCCUCUGUAUCUCCCAGAAGGUGAUUUCGUCGGAGAAGGAUCAGUGUUUCCGGAUCUUAAACCAGGGCGUCUGCUCUCUGCACAUCCUGAGGAACAUCACCAAGCAGAUCUGCUGCUGCAGCCGCGUGGGGAAAGCCUGGGGACGCAAGUGCGAGGCCUGUCCAUUCUUUGGCUCCGCUGAGUUUAAGGAGAUCUGUCCUGCUGGUGCUGGCUAUCAUUACUCACCCAACACGCUGAAGAUUACCCAGAGGGUGGCUGAAAUAAAUGACACCAUUGGUCCACAACUGGUCUCUGAGAGCAGACCCCAACAGCCUGAAGCCCCCAGACACACCACACACCCUCAACCGCCAACACACGGCCGGACCGCCAGCGGCCAGUAUGACCCAAGGCAGCCAAUCACCUCCGAAAUCUAUAUCGUCCAAGGCAGACACGGCCAGACUCAGGACAGACCACCAGCCACCAGCCAGCCCACCAGAGCACAGCCACCUGUAAUCAGGACACAGACAGGUAGACCGUCUAUUAACAGACAGACAGUUCGACCCCUCCCAGUUCCAGCUACGCCCCGCCCCUCUCUGCCCAGGCCAGACACUCGUGUGUGUGAAGCAAGGCCGCAGGUUUGUGGACCGGGUCGAUGUGUGGAUGUACCUGGAGGGAGACACACGUGUAUAUGCAAUCCUGGAUUUAUCCUCAACGCUCAAGCUGGACACUGCCAAGAUAAAAAUGAGUGUGUGUUGACUCCAAGGCCAUGUUUGGGGGGUCAGUGUGAGAACACUGUGGGCAGCUACCGCUGUGUGUGUCCACCAGGGUACCAGAGCAACAGCCAGCAGAACCAGUGCUCAGAUAUUGACGAGUGCCGUCAGGUACCUAACCCCUGCACUAACGGCCGCUGUGAGAACACGCUCGGCAGUUUCAGGUGCGUGUGCAGGACUGGAUACAAGCUACAGGACAACACCUGCACAGAUAUCGAUGAGUGUGAUGACCCUCUCCGCUGUCCUGGUCAGGAGUGUGUGAACUCUCAGGGUUCCUACAAGUGUGUGUCCUGCAGACCUGGCUUUGGCCUCCUUAAUGGACAGUGCUCAGAUAUCGACGAGUGCAGGCAGAAUCCUUCGCCCUGCUCUAACGGCCGCUGUGAGAACACACCUGGCAGCUACAGGUGUGCGUGUCAGGUGGGAUACAGGACACAGGGCAACACCUGCACAGAUGUGAAUGAGUGUGAGGAUCCUCUGCAGUGUCUGGGUCAGGAGUGUGUGAACACUCAGGGAUCAUACAGGUGUAUGUCCUGCAGACCUGGCUUUGCGCUCGUCAGUGGUCGAUGUUCAGAUAUCGACGAGUGCCGUCAGGUUCCUGUGCCCUGCUCUAACGGCCGCUGUGAGAACACACUGGGCAGCUACAGGUGUGUGUGCAGACCUGGCUACAGACUCCAGGGCAACACCUGCACAGAUGUUAAUGAAUGUGAGGACUCUCGGCUGUGUCCUGGUCAGGAGUGUGUGAACACACAAGGUUCGUACAGGUGCUCAUCAUGCAGAUCUGGAUACACGUUUCGGAACGGACAGUGUGCAGAUGUGGAUGAGUGUGUUCGUAGUCCUUCGCUCUGCUCUACUGGCCGCUGUGAGAACACACAGGGCAGCUACAGGUGUGUGUGCAGGCCUGGAUUCAGACCGGAGGAUAACACCUGCAGAGAUGUGGAUGAGUGUGAGAAUGAGAUUCAGUGUCCCGGGCAGCAGUGUGUGAACUCCAUUGGUUCUUUCAACUGUGUGUCCUGCAGGCCGGGCUUUGAGAUCAUAAAUGGCCAGUGCAAAGACAUUGAUGAAUGUGAGGACCCUCUACAGUGUCCGGGUCAGCAGUGUGUGAACUCCUUGGGUUCUUAUGCGUGUGUGCGAUGCAGAGGUGGACACAGCAUGCAGAACGGGCAGUGUGCAGAUAUAGACGAGUGUGCGAGCCCUCAGACCUGUGGGCCGCAGAGUGUGUGUGUGAACACUGACGGCUCGUACAGAUGUGAGUGUUCAGCAGGUUAUCGUGCUGCAGGACCUGGACGACAGUGCAGAGAUAUUAACGAGUGUUUGGAGGGAGAUUUCUGCUUCCCUAAAGGAGAGUGUGUGAACAUGGACGGCUCCUACAUGUGUGUGUGUGCACAGGGCUACCAGACCGGCAUCAACCGGACCUCCUGCCAGGAUGUGGACGAGUGUACCCGUGAGGGGGUUUGUCAGGAUGGGCAUUGUGCCAACACUGAUGGCUCAUUUCUGUGCCACUGCAAGACUGGCUUUACCUCCAACCCUGAAAAAACAGCCUGCCUGGAUGUGGAUGAGUGUGUGGACUCUGAAGGUGCUGUGUGUGGAUCACUGCGCUGUGAGAACACCAUUGGGUCCUUCCAGUGCCUUGUCUCCUGCCAACCCGGAUACAGCAUCACUGCUACAGGAGAGUGUGUGGAUAUUAACGAAUGUGCUAAUGAGACGGUGUGUGGAGAACAGUCCUACUGUCAGAACCUGAUUGGGACGUAUCAGUGUAUCUGUGAUCAGGGCUAUGAGUCUGUAGGAGAUGGACGAUCCUGCAUGGACAUUAAUGAGUGUGAGACGAUGGUGGGAGUGUGUGGUGCAGCACGCUGCUGGAAUGUGGAGGGCUCGUUUACGUGUGAAUGUGACAGUCAACAGGAGGAAUUCAACCCUCUCACUCUGCAGUGUGUGAAGAAAGCUGCUCUAGGUGAUACAGGCUCAUCAGUGCAGAGAGGGGUCUCCUUCCCCCCUCGCCCCGGUUCGGGCUCCGCCCUGUCCCCUGCUGGCCCCGGGGAGAGGAGAGAGUGCUACUACAACAUCGAGCAGCAGGACUCCUGCAGGAUCCUCACACACAACUCCAGCCUGCAGGAGUGCUGCUGCACUGUGGGACAGGGCUGGGGGCUGCGCUGCCUCUACGACACCUGCCCCACACCUGGCACAGCUGAGUUUCAGGCUCUGUGUCCGAGCGGGCGGGGUUACGUGACUUCCACAGUGGGGGCCUACAGCUACAAGGAUGUGGACGAGUGUAAGCUCUUCGACCCUGAGGUGUGUAAGGGUGGCGUGUGUGUAAACAACAUCCCUGGCUACUCUUGUUACUGCCCCAGUGGACACUACUACAAUGCCACCCUAAUGGAGUGCAGCGAUAAUGAUGAGUGCCUCAGUAAAGACAUGUGUCCUGGUGGUCAGUGUGUCAACACACAGGGCUCAUUUUACUGCAUUUGCGAGCCUCCUCUAGUGCUGGAUGAAACACAGCGCAACUGCGUCAAUAUUUCUGACUUUUCAAUGGAAUACUGUUGGCAGCACGUUACCCCCGACCUGAUGUGUCAGAGUCUGCUGCGGGGGGUGAAGCUUACAUUUGUGGAUUGCUGCUGUUUGUAUGGAGAGGCAUGGGGGCUACACUGCGCACUGUGCCCUCGAAGAGACGAGCCGGAUUAUGAGGUUCUGUGCAGAGAAGUGGGUCCUCCUCCCAACUCUCCUCGUUACGCUGAGCGCUUUAAUCCAGUGCCUAGGAGAGGCGAAGACUACUUUCCACCAUACAGCCCCCUAAUUUACCCCGAUACACUGCCGGGCGCGCCAGAAUACGGCCAACCUGAUUACGAUGACUACAGCCCGGUGAGAGGAACCGGGCCACGCUCCGGACUCCGUGAGCGAACACCUGGCUCAUAUUCACCUUAUGUACCACCUGGACUCGGCAGUGAUCAUUAUUAUGAGGAUUAUGACGCAGCCCCUCUCCCCCCAUAUGGAGUGCCCAAUCCCCGUGGUGAGCGAGCAUUUGGAACACGACCUCAGCCCCCUCGGGCCGAGGGACGUCCCUUUAGCCUGGCCCCCUUGCCUGAAGACACGGAGAGGGAGGAGCCAUGGAGAGCCGCCGCCCCCUUCCCACCCUUCACUGACAGGCGUGUGGGAGGAGACCCACCGAGAAGAGUGUAUGAGAGGCAGUACGAGCCAUUCGCUGGGCUGAUGGAGGGGGAGUGUGGGAUACUGCAGGGCUGUGAGAACGGCCGCUGCGUCCGUGUGGGAGAAGGUUACACCUGCGACUGCUACGAGGGAUAUCAGCUGGACAUCAGUUCUAUGACCUGUAUAGAUGUGGACGAGUGUGACGACCCGACCUUCCGGGAGUGUGUGAACGGUCGGUGUGUAAAUACGGAGGGUUCGUUCAGGUGUGUGUGUCUCAGAGGAUUCAUGAUGUCACGGAGACCAAACCACUGCAUUCCAGCCUAAUCUCCAAAAUACUGAGCAGGAGGGGUACACACACACACACACACACACAUAUAUACAUACACACAUUAACACCAGCAUUAAAUGACCAGUAUUAGCUGGCAAGGUAUGCUAUUUGGUUGGAAUGGUUGUAUUGUGGCUGUAAAUUCUUUUUUAUAUAUAUUUUUUUUAUUCUUUUAUAUAUUAAAUAAAUAAUCUCACAGAUGCAGUGUACAGGUAUCCACCAGUGCAUACAAAGUUCUUUAUUUUUAAUGGCCAAUCAGAACCAAGAUAACUAUGCUGAGACGUAGAGUGGAGAAAUGCUGAAAUGAUCUCUGUCAUAAGUGGCAGACUAAGGGUUCAUUUGCAUCAGUGAUUACACAGCAAAUGGCAAUUACAGGGGUCCAAGCACUGUGCCUUAUAAAGCUACCAGCGCACAGAUAAUUAAAUGAUGGUCAGUGGUUUUAGACUGGCCUUAAUUACAAUAUUCCAGCUGUGAGGCCUCAUUAAGAGUGUUGGACAUGACUUGAACUCAGUGACCAACACAGUUUUACAUCAGUUACCACUAUGUUUUAAUAAACCAAAGCUUUCUACUUCAACAUGAACUUAUUUUGUUACAUAAACACACAAUUACUGGGUGUAAAUUCUUAGUUUUACAUCUUAAUUCUAGGGCUGUCAACGUUAGUGUUCAUUUUUGAAUGCAAAGUAAUCAUAUGGCAAACAGAGCUUUUUGAUUUUAUUUAGCGAUAUAUAACACAGCAACACUUACUUUUUAUUUAUGCUGAAAUUUAGACUCUCUCUCCCUCACUCACAUGUGCGCGCACACACAAUAAAUGUUAAUUUUUUCCUCUGUUUAAAGCUCUCUUUAAACCCAGUAACUAAUCACACUAAGCUUUCUAAUUUAAAAAGCAUUAAAACAAGCCUGAGAUAUUAAAAUGCAUUAAAAAAUUACAAAAUACAGGAAAAUACCACCAUUUAAAUAAACAGAAUCAUUAUUUGAAUAAGAGACUGACAACACUAAUUUAAAUGUAAUUACAUUUUUUUCCAAUCUUACACUUAUUCUUUUAUUCACUUUUAAAUAGCCAUAUUUAAAACUUGGUCUUAAAGAGAAGAAAAGUAUUAUGUUGAGAUUGAUCUGAUUAUUUUUUUUAAUCAAUAAACACCUCUAUUGAAUUAACAUUUAACAUAAUUUUCUGCAUUGUAAUCAUUCAUGUGUGUUUACUAGAGAAACAAAAGCCUUUACCGGACACACUGUGGCGCUUUAAUGUAAAAGCAGAAGCCCGUAAGCCUGAUAGAUGUCUCUGCAUGUCCUAAAUCCACUCCCACAGCAUUUUAAACUAAAGCACUCUACCAGCUGUGAUCUAGAACCUCCCUGUGUUUCCUUCUAAUAUAUAUAUAUAUAUAUAUAUAUAUAUAUAUCAGCUUCUGUUUACACGUAAGCCUCCCACUGAUCUCCUGGGAACUUUUUCGGCUCUCCUGCUGGAACCAGUUUACUAGAACUUCCACUCCAGUCUAAGCUGAACCCUGUUCUGUUACAAUCCGCCUCUCUUUAUAUCAGUGGAUCAGUUUGUGUAUUUUAUGGGAAUUCUGAUGCCGACACAUAUUUAGAUAUAGUUUAUUUGAAAACAGUUAUACAUGAUUAUGUAUUAAAAUUUCUUUUUCAUUUUUUAAUAAUGUUAUGUUUAUAUUUGGGAGGUGGGCAGGGUGUUUCCACAGUUCAUUACUACAUGUAACACAAUGCACUGUAUCUGUGGAAGAGUUUUACACCAUGAUUAAGUGUAUAUUUUUUAAAGAAGAAAUUUGUUUGUUUGUUUUGAAUUUUGUCAAUGAUUUGUUUUUUGAUAUGCCCAGUGCUGAUGUAUGAAACUGAAAAUAUAUUUGCACAUAUUCCAAUUGUGUUGUGUGUUUAUUGACCGUGCCAUAUCUAUUUUUAUUCAUCUAUUAAAAUCUUAAAAACGA
Molecule: messenger RNA, 8163 nt
Organism: Astyanax mexicanus (Mexican tetra)
Lineage: Eukaryota; Metazoa; Chordata; Actinopteri; Characiformes; Acestrorhamphidae
Product: latent-transforming growth factor beta-binding protein 4
Exons: 39
Coding region: 148-6228 (2026 amino acids)
Molecular function (GO): calcium ion binding; transforming growth factor beta binding
Source: RefSeq, a predicted model, not a curated record